GCGCCACACCCACUGAAGAGCUUACUUUAGUUCAACAGGCGUAUGAUUAUUCCUUUACACGUUCCAGAUAGCUCCUUUAUCUUAUUUUAUAAACUUCUCCUUCACAUAUAACCGAAAUGUUAAACAAUACAUCAACUAAAAGGUAAUAUAGAAAGUUUAGCUAUUUACAUUCAGGCUUCUACCGCGCUACCUAAAGGGGGCUUUCCGUGUAGUCGCGUGCAACAUGAGCUCUGAGGUGUGUCCGUUCUGUGGGAAAACCUACAAACGACUGAAGAGUCACCUGCCACACUGCAAGGCAGCAGCAAGCUCCAAAACACCUCCAUCCAAACACAAUGUCGCAGCAAGUCAGGUGUCAUCUUCCUCACAGCUGGCUGCGGACUUAUCUGAUCCAACAUCAGAGGAAAAAAAGUCAACACAGACACCGGUAGCAUCAAGACCACAGUCAAAGAAGAGUAAAAAAGUUCCUGUGGUGUCCAUGAAUGCAUCACCUUCAUCACAGACAGUGUCCCAAAGUUCUGUAUUACCUUCAUCAUCAACGAAGAAGAAGAAACAGAAGCUGUCUGAACAAAUCAAGACAGCAAACUUGGCCGCCUCUACCUCAGUUAUCUCCCCAUCACAGUCACAAUCUCUGGAUGUCUCUGAGCCCAAAAAGAAGAGUCUCCGUGCUUUAAUAGAAGCUGCAAAAUCCAAACAGGUCUCUGCUGCAUCAGUGGAAGGGUCCAAAUCUGCCUCAGAAGACCUUCCUAUAGGCGCAAAUACACCUGUGGCAGAUCCUGUAAACUCCAGGACCAAUAUACACACAGAAUGGAAAAAUGAUUUAGACAAAGACCAAAUGAAGGACAACUCAAAUCCUGACUUUUUAUCCACAGACUCCAAACCCAAAGGUGGGAGGAAGACAAAGACACAAAAAGCUGCACAAACUGUUCCUCCAACCAAAGAUACCUCUCUGGACGCAAACGUUAAAGAAACGACUGAAAGACUUCGUUUAAGAGACGACUUCUUUUUAGAAGAUAAGGAGGAAGCUGCAGAUUAUUCUGAGAAUAAGAUGUUCUCAAAUUCAGGAAGUGGUCACCAAACUAGGAUUACGCUCCAGGAUGUUAAAACCACAUUGGCUCGAGCUAACAGCACCCGGCAGACGAACAGGCCGAGCAUCCUGAGCCAGAUUCAAACUGCUGACGAUUUAAAAAGCAGAAUCAGGAACCAAGAGAGCUGUUUGAUUACAGAUAAAACAAUGUCAGAGCAGCUGCACGGCGCAAGUCCACAACAAACUGAGCUACAGUCAGUUAAAAGAAAAAGUCUCAAGUCUCAACAAGCAGCUUUAAUCCCCUUGCAACAGAAGGGAUCCCCUCAGUCUGGAAUGACCUCACCCGAAGCUUUCGUCCUGCCUGGCUGUGUCUCCCAGCGGAACCAAGCCACACCCCCUCCUUAUACAGUCAGUAUUAAUGAGAGUUUGAAGGUGGGUCCACAUAAGACUCCUGGACUCCUCACCAUAUCACCGUCACUUGUCCAGUUUUCCAGCCCUCAUCCUUUACGCUAUACACCACAAACUCUGUCAGCGAGGGUGGAGACACUUAGAGCUGACGCUGGGUCACAGCUGGAGGUCUGGAGACAGAACACCGCUGAUAACGGAGCAAAAGAGCGAAGUCUUGGACAGGUGAGACUGAGGGAGCUACCUGAGUGGCUUGCCUGCAGAACUCCAGGCCAUCCAAGAGAUGUGGUGGAGAUGGUGCAAAGAGGCUGGCAGUGGUAUUACAAUAGGUAUAUCAAUGUGAAGAAAGGUGGUGUAAGUGGAGUGGGCAUGCUGUUAGCAGGAUACUGUGUGCUCAGCUACAUCUGGAGCUACCCUCACAUCAAACGAGAUCGAUGGAGGAAGCACCAUUGAGGCCGAGACAAGAUGAUUGUUCAAGAGAGACUCUGAAUGUG
Messenger RNA from Notolabrus celidotus (New Zealand spotty), 1923 nucleotides. RefSeq lists its product as uncharacterized. The transcript is spliced from 6 exons. The record is from RefSeq and is a predicted model, not a curated record. Gene Ontology annotation, biological process: proton motive force-driven mitochondrial ATP synthesis. Lineage: Eukaryota; Metazoa; Chordata; Actinopteri; Labriformes; Labridae. The coding region runs from base 224 to 1882 and encodes 552 amino acids. Gene Ontology annotation, molecular function: proton-transporting ATP synthase activity, rotational mechanism.